GAAAAAGUUGAAGAGCUCGAGCAGUACCAGAGGAGUAACAAUCUAGAAAUAAAAGGUGUGCCCGAAGCAGGUGACGCGUAUGAUGUCGUUAAAAGGAUUGGAAAUCUUCUUGACGAACCAAUAUUAGACUCCGAUAUUGACGUGUGCCACCGUAUUCCUACCUUCCGAGCAACAGAAAAAAACAUCAUUGUACGUUUCGUACAACGUACGAAACGAGACAAAAUCCUUCAAAAAAGCAAAAAGAAAAGGCUGACAAGUACUGACCUUGACUACGGUGGUCACAGCAGUCCCGUGUACGUGAAUGAGCAUUUAACCAGCUCAAACAAGAGGAUACUGGGUGCUGCAAUCGCCAAAAAGAAAGACGUCGGGUGGAAGUUUGUGUGGUCCUCAGGUGGGAAGAUCCUCGCACGGAAGGACGAGAACGCAGACAUUAUCAGAAUCGCUAGCCUGUCCGAUGUUGACAAAAUAAGAAAUUAAACAAAAUACUUGCGGCCCUACAGUACACAAGAAGCUAUGAUGGAAGAAAAACUGCCUGAUUGCAACUAUCAUGAUUGCCAGGACUUCAAUAAAAACUAUAAGAAUUGUGGGAAAACAU
Ixodes scapularis (black-legged tick) is the source of this 595-nucleotide messenger RNA. RefSeq lists its product as uncharacterized. The record is from RefSeq and is a predicted model, not a curated record. The annotation marks the transcript as partial. NCBI's taxonomy places the organism in Eukaryota, Metazoa, Arthropoda, Arachnida, Ixodida, Ixodidae. The transcript has a single exon.